AAAAAUAUGAUUUGGAUAGGAACUGAAUAAAAGUUCAUUGCCUCUAUCCCUGGGAAAAUGUGUCAAGUACCCACCCUCUUCCUUGCUGCCAAUCUUCCGGGCCAGUUAAAAGCAGCAAUUCUUGUGGCCCAUCCUUGCUGUGUAUGAGCCGGCUCAGCAUCCACUAUGGCGGAAAUGGAGCACCUGAAUGAACCCAGGCUCCCAGCGCAUGCCAGCCGGAUCCAGAGGAACAUCUUGGAAGAGCACGUGGAACUAUGGUGGUUCCAGGAGCCCAAGAAGUCCCUUAUUUGCUAUGGAGUAGCAGUGGCCUUGAUCCUAGCCUGUGGGGUAGGUGGCAUUGCCCUUCUGUACAGUACUAGCAGUCGCUCUGGAGAGUGGAGGCUGGCAGUGGGCACAACACUCUGUCUGCUGGCACUCUUGGUACUACUGAAGCAGCUGUUGAGCUCUGCCAUCCAGGACAUGAACUGCAUUCGCAGACGGGAACAGGUGGAGUUGCUGAAAAGCGGGGGUGCCUCAGACUGCGCUGUGCUCCUGCUGACAGCCUUGGUGCUGCUGGUGUGUGGCACAGUGCUCAUAGCCCUCUCUACCACCAGUGUCAGCAUUAACCCCCCAGCCCCGCGCCCCCUUGCCAGCAUGUUUAUCAGUGGCAUUGUGCUCACAGUCGCUGGAGCAAUUAUCCUCCUCAGCCUGUUGUUCUAUUUGACAUGGACUUCCUGCCGUAAGGCUACCCGUCAGAACCAGGGGGCUCAAAACAACAGUGGCAUUUUCACCAUAUCAGGACAUGUUUCAGCCAGGCAGCAAUUUCCUCCUACCUCCAGCAUGGCAAACCUAAUUUAACCACCAAGGACAUAGUGGUAACUGCCACCGACUCAGAGAUUACUCUGAUCUUAGGGUUGGAUUUGCCCUACAUUUGCCAUCUGUCCCAAACUCAGCAACGUGAUUAAUUUGUCACCACACAGCAGUCAUUCUCAGUCAGUAUAGAGGCCUGGCUUCUUGGCCAGACAUCAGAACCAGUUCUGAUAUUUGCUUUGGACCACAGGAGAUUCAAAAGAAGUGUGAAUGAAGGAAAGCAAAUGGCUAUUGUUCCAAAGUGGGACUGUGGCUAUCCUAAGUAGCUAAGGCAACUUGAACGCGCAGAGAAGCAUCUCUCUCAGCGGUUCCACUGAAAAUUCAUUUCAAUCUAAUGUUGGUUUAUGCGGCAUUACUGUUACACCUAUUUCUUUUUUGCAUUCAAAAGGACUAGAAGCUUGCUUUUACAAAAAUGAAAGCCGCAGCUCUGUAGAAAUUAAAUCAGGUUUAAGCUUAUUUGACGUAAUUGUCAGAAACCCCAAAUGCACAAAGUUCUAUUUAGAACAACCACAGUAUGAAUGCUAAAGAAUAAUUAAACUACAUAGAGCAUAUUUCCAACCAAGCAUAUCUUCCUAGCCAGAACACUGAGAAUCAUGGCAAAACACCCUAAGAUACAGCUAUCAGGGUUACUAGAUGUGGACUAUAAAAAUCCAGGUGAUCACAAGAUGAUAGUAACAAGUUAUAUUUGUAUGUUUCUUUUUGCUAUCUUCUAGUAAUCCAAAGUUUUGUAAUCCAGACAUGGCAGUUAUGCCACUUGCCAAUUAUUACGGUAUUUAUUUAUUAUUUAUUAAAUUUAUUGGCUGCCCACCUUACCACAGGCUAACAGUACUCAAUAAAAAAAAAAUAAGAUUUUGUUCUUCUCCAGUUUGGAAACAAGAUAAAAUCACCCAAUCACUGGGAAUCAGGUGGCAUGUAAAUUUCACGAAUGUUUAUUAAUAGUAUUAUAAAAGAAAGUUUACAGGAGAAGCAUACUGUGUGAAUCCAGGGAAGCAUCAAUUCAUGCAAUAUAUGGAAAACAACAGUUUUAUGGGCAUGCUGAUGUAUGAAGAAAUAAUAUUUACUUGGUUUACCUUUAUAGUGGAAAUCACUAGGUCUGAUUAUUUCAAGAAACAUCUUGCUCCAGACAAAGAGCAUCUGCAGAUUAGGAGCUUUAUAAUGUCUGUCCCUUCCUGCAAUGCCAGCUCUCUCAACAGACAUAAAAUAGCAAAAGAAAAGUCAGCAGAGUUUACUUAAAUUGUACUGUACUGGUAGUCCU
Molecule: messenger RNA, 2104 nt
Organism: Protobothrops mucrosquamatus (brown spotted pit viper)
Lineage: Eukaryota; Metazoa; Chordata; Lepidosauria; Squamata; Viperidae
Gene: TMEM125
Product: transmembrane protein 125
Exons: 1
Coding region: 166-837 (223 amino acids)
Source: RefSeq, a predicted model, not a curated record